Messenger RNA from Paramecium tetraurelia, 756 nucleotides. RefSeq lists its product as uncharacterized. The transcript is spliced from 3 exons. NCBI's taxonomy places the organism in Eukaryota, Ciliophora, Oligohymenophorea, Peniculida, Parameciidae. Gene Ontology annotation, molecular function: ATP binding; protein serine/threonine kinase activity. Gene Ontology annotation, cellular component: cytoplasm. The record is from RefSeq and is a predicted model, not a curated record. Gene Ontology annotation, biological process: protein phosphorylation.
AUGGAACAUGUGAAGAAGGGAUCCAUCAAUUCAAAGCAGUAUUGGAAAUCUGAAGGUGUGAAUAUUGAUUGGGAUGAAGGAGAAAAACCACCUAAAAUCACUUGUGAAAAGAUCAGGAAGUAUCUGAGACAUUUCCUACUUGGAUUAGAUUAUUGUAUUAAUACACAAAUUGUACAUAGAGAUAUUAAACCAGAUAAUUUAUUGAUUGAUGAGUUUGAUAACUUAAAGAUUGCUGAUUUUGGUGUCGCAUAAAUGUAUGAUAGUUCAUCUGCUGAUUUGAUUCAAGGAGAUGUGGGAACCAAGGCCUUCUUGCCUCCAGAAGCAUUCAAGACUUCUUAGGUUAAGGGGAAACCAGCAGAUAUCUGGGCUGCUGGUAUCACAUUCUUCAUGCUCACUUAAGGAGGACAUCCUUUCCCAGCUAAAAAUGUUUAGUAACUCAAGGAGGCUGUUUCAUAUAAUGAAAUUAAUUUCUCUAAAGAUACUGAUCCAGAUUUGGCUGAUUUCCUAAGCUGUUGUCUGAAGAAGGAUGCAAGGUAACGUCACACACUUGAGUAACUUAUGGAUCAUCCAUUUAUUACAAUGAAUGGAGAGGAACCAUUGAUCGAACAGGAGUUUUCAGAUGAGAAUUUCUUCAUUUCUGAAAAUGAAAUAAGUAAGGCACUCUCCAAAGUUACUAUAAGAGCUACUGUAAGAGUUUUUGCUAAACUUAAACAGAAGCUUAAUCAGUCUAGACAGAGGAUAAAGAAAUAGUAAUGA